Messenger RNA from Cyprinus carpio (common carp), 4007 nucleotides. Its product is annotated as ER membrane protein complex subunit 1. The record is from RefSeq and is a predicted model, not a curated record. Gene Ontology annotation, biological process: protein folding in endoplasmic reticulum. Lineage: Eukaryota; Metazoa; Chordata; Actinopteri; Cypriniformes; Cyprinidae. Gene Ontology annotation, cellular component: EMC complex. Gene Ontology annotation, molecular function: protein binding.
CAGAGCAUUGUGGGAGUUGUUCCUCUGCAGCAAUGGCUUGGCUUGUAGUCAGAUUAGCAAUAUCUAUGUCUUUAUUAUAUACUGCGUCGGCGGUAUUUGAAGAUCAAGUUGGGAAGUUUGAUUGGAGGCAACAGUUUAUCGGCAAGGUGCGUUUCGCCUUGUUUGACACUCACUCUCAAGCGUCUAAAAAGCUCCUGGUGGCAACUGAGCAGAACGUGUUUGCUUCCCUCAAUUCAAGGACUGGAGACCUGUUCUGGCGUCAUGUGGAUAAGACCGGACCAGAGGGCCAUAUUGAUGCGCUGCUUAUGUAUGGACAGGAUGCUGUUGUUGUUGUCGGGAAUGGCCGUCUGCUUCGCUCCUGGGAGACCACAGUCGGGGGCUUGAAGUGGGAGACAGUGCUUGAUACAGGAAGCUUUCAGGCUGCUGCUUUAGUUGGAGUUCAAGACCUUGUGAAGUAUGUUGCUGUGCUGAAGAAAUCAGCAAUCUCUCUCCAUGACCUUUCAAGUGGCAGCGAGAUAUGGGUGGAAAACCUACCUGACAGUGACUCUGUUCAAUAUCAAACUAUUUAUUCUGGUGGGAAUGGACUGGUGUUUGUUUUGGGAGUUGUGCCAAACUCCCAUAUUGUUAUUGUUGAAUACAAAAUUGAAGAUGGAGAAAUCAUGAACAAGAAAUCCGUUGAAGCCGCAUGGAUGUCAAGCCUGGAGAGCAGCUGUGCAGUCGUCAGCUCAGGAAUCCUAUUGUGUGUGGAUCAGAUCACACAGUCCCUGUACACUCUACCACUGCAGUCUGCAGAACAGACAGAAAUGAGACAGAUCCACCUCCAGACGCUAGAUUUGGAGGUGGUGUCUGGAUUCCGGCCUGUUCUGACGUCCACUCAACCCAAUCCAGCUCAGCCUCCUCUCUCUGAGUUCUUCCUGCAGCUCAGUCCAGAUCAUCACAUCCUGCUGCAGUUCAAAGACGGCCUUAUCGCUCCACUCCGAGACUUCAAUCCAUCAUAUCUGGCUGCUUUUGCCACAUCUGGAGAGAGGACAGUUGCUGCUGUGAUGUCCCCAAAGAAUGAUACUGCUUGCAGCAUCAACCUGUUCAGUGCUGACACAGGGCGGAGGCACCUUGAUACCACCAUUAUCUACCACAUGGACCCUAAUGGAGGAAAGCCAAACAGAUUAUAUGUCCACGCCUUUCUGAAGAAAGAUGAUUCUGUGGGCUACCGAGUCAUGGUGCAGACGGAAGACCUUACACUCACAUUUCUACAGCAACCUGGCCGGGUCGUCUGGAUGAGGGAGGAGGCCUUGGCUGAUGUGGUCACCAUGGAGAUGGUUGAUCUGCCAUUCACUGGAACACAGGCAGAACUGGAGGGAGAGUUUGGAAAGAAAGCUGCCAUUCAAGAUGGGCUGUUACCCAUGGUUCUCAAGCGCCUCUCUUCCCAGUUCAUCCUGCUGCAGGCCUGGCUGGCCCAUCUCUGGAAACUCUUUUAUGAUGCCCGGAAGCCCCGCAGCAGUGUGAAGAAUGAGGUCACCAUAGACAUACUGUCUCGGGAUGAGUUCAACCUGCAGAAAAUGAUGUUGAUGGUAACUGCCUCUGGGAAGCUCUUUGGCAUAUACACCAACUAUUAUCCACACCAUCCUCAUCAGUCCCACUAAAACAUCCAGCCCGACUCUGUUUUCAAACUCAUUGUGCAAAGGACCACUGCUCACUUUCCUCAUCCUCCACAGUGCACACUUCUUAUAAAAAACAAGGACACGGGUCUUGGAAGCCUCUAUGUCUUCAAUCCCAUCUUUGGCAAGAAGAGUCAAAUAAGUGUCCCUGCCUUACCCAGACCUGUCCUUCAGACUCUGCUGCUGCCUGUCAUUGACCAGGACUAUGCUAAAGUCCUUCUACUUAUCGAUGACCAGUACAAGGUUACAGCAUUUCCAUCUACAAAGAAUGUUCUACAGCAGCUUCAGGACACAGCAUCCUCCAUAUUCUUCUACCUAGUGGACUCCAGUCAGGGAAAACUGUCGGGUUUCCGUCUGCGUAAGGAUUUGUCUACAGAGCUAAUCUGGGAGGUGGUAAUUCCCACUGAGGUACAGAAGAUAGUAGCUGUCAAAGGAAAGCGUGCAAAUGAACAUGUGCAUUCCCAGGGCAGAGUCAUGGGGGAUCGUAGUGUGCUCUACAAGUAUCUGAACCCUAAUCUCUUGGCUGUGAUAACGGAAAGCACAGACGCCCAUCCGGAGCGCAGCUUUGUUGGAAUCAUCCUGAUUGAUGGUGUCACUGGCCGUAUUGUGCAUGAAGCAGUGCAGCGGAAGGCCAGAGGACCUGUUCACUUUGUACACUCUGAAAACUGGGUGGUGUAUGUGUACUGGAACUCCAAGUUCCGUAGAAAUGAGUUUUCUGUGUUGGAGCUCUUUGAGGGAGCAGAGCUCUAUAACACUACAGUGUUUAGCUCCCUGGACAGACCACAUCCACCCCAGGUUCUGCAGCAGUCGUACAUUUUUCCUGCUCCCAUAAACACUUUAGAAGCCACACUUACGGAAAAAGGCAUCACAAGCAGACACCUUCUUGUCGGGCUGCCAUCAGGCAACAUUUUAUCCUUACCAAAGCUGUUUCUGGACCCACGGAGACCAGAGGUGGUCUCAGAACAGAGUCGGGAGGAAAACCUCAUACCAUAUGCUCCAGAAAUGCCCAUUCGUGAAGAGUGGUUUAUAAACUACAACCAAACUGUGUCAAGAAUAAGGGGCAUCUACACUGCCCCCUCUGGCCUGGAGUCUACCUGUUUGGUGGUUGCGUAUGGUCUUGACAUCUACCAGAGUAGAGUGUUCCCCUCCAAGCAAUUUGAUGUCCUUAAGGAUGACUAUGACUAUAUAUUAAUCAGCAGCGUACUCUUUGGCCUCUUCUUUGCCACCAUGAUCAGCAAACGUCUAGCGGAAGUGAAACUGCUCAACAGAGCAUGGCGAUAAGACUCAUCCGGAUGGCCUGUUGACUUCACUCUCUCCCUCACUGCAAUGUGGUCGACACAUUGAUGGCAGGAGACUAGCUGGUGACCAUGUCAAAACUGCAAGAUCAUUUGAUAAGCUUGGUGUAUUUUUGCAACCAGCUGUCUUAUGGAUCUUGUGGUGUUUUGAGUGUAAGUGCAUAGACGGCCAUGAUAGUUUUUCCCUUUUCAGAGAGAGAAGUAAUGAUGUAGCCCCCCCACCCCAAGGAUUGAACCAUUCGCAGUCUAAUUUAUUUAUUGUGCCUUUCGGGGUAACAUAACUCAUGUGAUUUAUAGGUAGACUCGCCAGGUAUACCAACAUAACACCCGUCCUGUUUAUUCAUAGUUUGUUUUUUUUUUUUUUUCAUUUAUAGAUUUUAUUCAUUAAGUCUGAGUAUGCCUUUUGAAGAAAUGUUACUUUUCAAAAUUAAUAUUGAGGAAGGAGUAUUGCAAAAGGACUGCCAUUUUUAAUUUUAAAAUUAAGGAAAAGAUUGAAUAAUGGGAUUGGGUUUUAAAUUUGAUUAAUGAAUAUAUUGCCUCAUGUACAGGAUUUGAAUGGGCAAACACUAGUGCACAUGAGAACUGUGAAUUUUCAAGAGUCAAGACAGAUGGUUUGUUUUCUCCUGUACAUUGAUCGGAGAAGAUUCUGCAUAGGAUUUUGGGUAGUCAUUUAUAGUUAUUUUAUGGUAUGUCAAAUGCACUGGAUGGUUUGGAGCCAUGUUCUUUCUUGAUAUAUUUGAGCAAGAUUCUAAUAUGCCACAUCAUACUUUGAUUUUGACUUGUACACAUUACAAAUCCUUGAUUUUACUAUUGUGUAAAAUGUUUCUACUCUUUUGAUUUUCAUGAAUAAUAGGCCUGUUUAUAUACGUAAUUUUGAAAGCAUCCCCGCUGCUGCAAACUAAUGAUAUCAGAAAAAAAAAUGAGUUUAAUAAUUGUAUUUGUAACAAAAGAGUAGACAUUCAAUUAAGUUGGUAACAAACCUAAUGCUUUUUUUAAACAUGCAUUAAUUAUUUGUUCUUUUUCCCCUAAUCUAUAAUAAAGAAUAUCCCCUUCCUAA